Fusarium odoratissimum NRRL 54006 is the source of this 294-nucleotide messenger RNA. RefSeq lists its product as uncharacterized. Lineage: Eukaryota; Fungi; Ascomycota; Sordariomycetes; Hypocreales; Nectriaceae. The coding region runs from base 1 to 294 and encodes 97 amino acids. The record is from RefSeq and is a predicted model, not a curated record. The transcript is spliced from 3 exons.
AUGUCGGAUUCUCCAGGGCUGAGGCCGCCGGUGGAGCAUAAGCUACACCCCAAGACGAUCGACGUAGUACCUUCCAAGGCCAACAACCGAAGCAAUGAUCAGGCCUUGGGUGUGCAAUUCCAGAUAAAUAAUAGCAACGAUGCACUAAACACUGCUCCGGAGCUCACUUUCGAGCUUGUUCUUAGCGCAAUUCCAAACCGUGUCAUUGAUGUCUCGUAUGGCACCGCUCAGGCGGCCAAGAUGGUCAGGACGUUUCAACACCCUGUACUGCCUCUUCCAGUUUCUGCUAUUUAA